Molecule: messenger RNA, 3116 nt
Organism: Aegilops tauschii subsp. strangulata
Lineage: Eukaryota; Viridiplantae; Streptophyta; Magnoliopsida; Poales; Poaceae
Biological process (GO): meristem development; meristem maintenance
Source: RefSeq, a predicted model, not a curated record
CCUCCAACUCGCCCUCUCUCAUCCCCUCCACUCCCCCCUCCGAUCUUCUUCGUUUCUUCACGGAUUUUGCGGAUCGAGAUGGCCCCGAAGAGAGAAAAGUAAGCUCUUCCGAUCCCUCCAAUUAGUUUUAAUCAAACACCUUUCGAUUCGUCGCUUUGUUCGAUUCACAAAUCACUCCUUUUUUGAACUAGAUUGAAUAUUUUUUAACCCUAGGAUUGAUUUAGGUUGAUUCUAGAUGUUAUAUUGUGUUAGAUAUGAACUCUAUUCACUAGUUGGUAUGGUUGUGUUAAGAUGAACCCUAGUUCAUAUUUGAUUUGAAUGAUUUUUUUUUGAUAUGAUGCAUGUUGGAGGCAUUUGUUGUGACAGAUGAUGCAUGUUCCUAUGCUAUGAUGCAAGUAUUGGAUGUAGUGUAUGAUGAAUAUUGGAGAUAUUUGUUAUAUGUAGGGUAUGGAUCCUCAAGAUGAACCUAGUUCAUAUAUUUUUGUUAUCAAAAAAUUUAUUAUAUGAUGAAUAUUGGAGAUAUUUGUUGCAUGUAGUGUAUGUUAGAUGAUGCAAAUACUGGAUUUUGUUGGGGUAAAAAUGGUGAACCCCUCAAGAUGAACCCUACUUCAUGUUUUUGUUUUUUAAGAAAAUAUGAGAUGAUGCAUGUUGGAUGAUGUUGGAGAAAUAUGUAAUAUGAUGCAUUUGAACCUUGAUGAGCCUUUGUUAUGCUUAUGUUUAUGUUUAUGCAAUUUUUUUAGGAGGCCACCUCUUGCGGAUGACAUUGGCAUCAAGUAUACUAUGCUUGACCCUACGUUCGACAAGGGCCAUCGUGCCCGUUUUAUUGAGAACGGAGUGGUAAGUAACUUUCUUAAAACAAAUAUUUUGAAUCGAUGAAAAAAAGUUACUAAUUGUUUGGGUCUUCAUUUCGACAGAUGCUCCCGCCACUGCGGAUGAGGGGUCACGAGACGACCGUGAAGAUGGAGUACGACGAGCGGUACACGUCGUUCUACAGGAGAGCCCGACUGCUGGGUUUCGUCCUGCAGUUCAAGUGCAAGCCGCCGACGCUCGUUCACUCAGCUCUCACGGCUUUGAUUGAUCGGUGGCGGCCAGAGACGCACAGCUUCCAUCUUCCAUGUGGGGAGAUGAGUGGGGGAUGAUUACGGGCCUACCGCUCGAGGGUCAUGCUCUGACAAGAAGAGUGGAGAGGAAGAACUGGCACGACAGGGUUGUCACCCUCAUCGGCGACUGCCCCGCCCCCCAGAUAAGAAGAACCGGACUUCCGGCAUCCCGUUGCCCUGGCUCCUGAAGUGCCGGAGCAAGUGCCCGGAAGGGGCCGAACCCCGGGUGGUGGAGCAGUACGCCAGGGCCUACCUGUGGUAUCUUCUCACGGAGGUAGUGUUUCCAGACUGCUCUGGGGACACUGCCCUCUAGAUGUAUCUCGACUUUCUGGCGGACUGAGAUGCGGGGUACAGCUGGGGGGCCGCCGGCCUCGCCUACCUAUACCGUUCGGUAAGUGAAUAUCACAUCAUUGUUUCAAAUAUCAUGGACGUGUGCUGCUUUGGAUUUUGGCAUCUUACACUUGUUUUGUAGCUUGACGAUGCAACCAGGAGGACGGAAGCUACAUCCGGUAUGUGUGGAUGUGUGUGGGGCCUCUCCAUUUGGAUGUGGGAGCGUAUCCCGGUGGGUCGUCCGGAGAAGCUUAGAGCGCGUGCAUGGACCGACUAUGGCGAAGAUGGCGACGAUGCUCGAUACCUACGCUUGGGACGUGGUGGGUACAAUCUCGGGUGAAUCCAAGGCCUUGUACAAGAUCUUCAUCAACGAGCUUGAUGCUCUGAUGCCUCUCCAGGUAUAAGACCUAGCUUUCGAAUGUGGUCGACAACACUUUCACUUGAGCUUACCACUUUUGGUGCUAGGUUAACUGGUGGCUGUAUACUGAUGACCGAGAGUGGGGGUUCGAGCUGAACGUGUUGUGCAUGCAGGACCGGCUUCUCUGGCGGUGCAUCGUGCCCAUGAUUUGUGUCUAUGCCGUCGAGUACCACUUGCCACAGCGCGUUACCGCGCAAUUUGGUGAGGCGCAACGUACACCACCAGCCGGCAUCGUCAAAGAUACCGGUGGCUACGACCUGCACUUGCUGAGCAGGAGGAAGAAUCAGUCUAUCACCGAUUGGGGAGAGCAACAUGCCAAAUACGUGAUUGAAUGGAACCAGUGGAAAACUCGCAAAGAUGUGGAGAGAAGAGUGAUUGACUGGGAGGAGUACUCGGAUCACCUGCUGUGGUUCGACGAUGGCAUCAAGCAUCGUCUGCGCCUAAGGCCACAGUGGACGACGGCAGACGCCGAAAGUCUGUACGACGACGACUCCGAGAAUGAAGCCUACAAUGACAGCAUCAGAGAGCUACAUGGCGGAUUUAGGGAGUACGGACCCAUCAUGAACAGAGUGUCUUCGGAGCUGAACAAAAGCAUUUUUGAUGCCUCUGAUGCGCUUAGUUCUAUCCCCGGGACUCGAGCUAGUGAGAACAAGUUGAGGGGAACAGUGAAGAAGUUCGUCAAAAAAUGUCGCAAGCUUGUGGGCCUGCUUGGGCGUGCCACCUCCUCCGCUGAUGUGAUUGCUCAUGCAGCAUCGAUGCGUAGCCUCACUUCAUCGAGCCAGGCCGCCUCAUCGUCUAUGGCGGUUCAAGAUGAUGAGGAGGGUGAAGACAAUGAUGAUGAAGAGGAAGAUGAAGAAGAAGGCGAGGAAGAGGGAGCAGAAGAACAUGGUGAAGAAGAGGAAGAGGACGAUGAGGAGGAGGAGUACGAUGAUCCCGACGGACCUCCACCAACUCAGACAACCCAGCGUGAGAAGAGAAAUGUGCCGAAGAAGGAUUGGAAGAGUCCAUCCCCGUUUCAGAAAGCGCGUCCUACUCAUCGCAAGAAGGCGGCCGAGAAGCGAUCAAAGAACAACGAGGACCGGACCGCGAAGAGGGGAAGAAAUGACUGAAGUUGCUGCCGUGUUCAAGAACUAAAAACUUGCAUGUUUGCUUCGUGAACCAUAUGGAUUUGCUCGUGAAAUUGUUUCGUUAAUUUGCUAUGUAUAACUUGGUGAAAACCUUUGUGGAUGUCUAUUUGCUAUGUAUCCAACCUAUCUUAUUUAUGGAUU